CGAACCAGGGAGGAGCGAGCUCGCACAGGCAGCCAGAGUUGUAAACGUGUGUUUGGCUGAAACGCUGUCGCUGCUGCUUUUAUGAGAUGAAUAAUUAAUAUCGCAAAGCUUAUUGUUCAGAGUGGCAAUUUUCGGGUCCUUUUGGACGGGCAUCUAGAGCUGUUGGAGACGCAAACAUCUCAUCUAGCAAUUUCUUCGGCAGCGCGUUGUGCCUUUUAUUGUUCGAAUCUGCCUGGGAGUGGCUUUAAGAUCCAGUAACCUGAUCUUUUAUCACUCUUGGAGGCUUCCUUUUCUGGUGUGCCCUGAUGCAUUCAACACAUGUCGGUAUUGUAGGCGAGCGGCAGCCGGAGCGAUCGGGGCUGGCUCUCCGUGCCGGCGAGGGAAGGAGAAUCACCCUGGGCUGAGGGAGGGAGAGAGGGAGCCCCGCUGGAGCUGCCCGCACCCAGCGCUGAGCCCUACCCCACCAGCGCCCUUCCAGAGCCAGGGGAAACCCGGACGAGAUCUUCUCUCGGGGCUAAAGACUGCCUGAGGACGGGAGAGGAGAACGCCUUCGCUUUGGGACUGAUGUGAGCGCAGCCGUGCCUCGCAGAGCGAUUCCCGGCGGAGCAGGGGCUGCCUGCCUUUCGAGCAGUUAUUCUGUGACUGCUCGCUCUGAGAGGCGUCAGCAGAUGGACUUUGGCUUCGGCGCCGCGAAUACUUGAGUGGCUUUGCAUGUUGGAAUACAAGCGGUGAUCUCUUUUAGUCCCCUUUCCCCCCUGUACAUUCACCUGCUGAAAAAAUGAGUGAGGAAGCAAAGGAGAAAAACACUAAACCAGCUCACAGGAAAAAGAAAGGAAAAAAGUCUGACACAAAUGCAAGUUACCUGAGAGCAGCUCGAGCUGGCAACUUGGAAAAGGCUCUUGACUACCUAAAAAAUGGAGUGGACAUCAACAUCUCAAAUCAGAAUGGGUUGAACGCUCUCCAUCUCGCCUCCAAAGAAGGGCACGUAGAGGUUGUCUCUGAGCUGAUCCAGCGAGGUGCCAGUGUGGAUGCAGCCACAAAGAAAGGAAACACAGCACUGCACAUAGCAUCCCUCGCCGGACAAGCAGAAGUUGUCAAAGUGCUGGUUACAAAUCGGGCCAAUGUCAAUGCACAGUCUCAGAAUGGCUUCACUCCAUUGUACAUGGCAGCCCAAGAAAACCACCUGGAGGUUGUUAAGUUUCUUCUUGACAAUGGUGCCAGUCAAAGUCUUGCCACAGAGGAUGGUUUCACACCUCUGGCAGUAGCUUUGCAGCAAGGCCAUGACCAGGUGGUUUCCCUGCUGCUGGAGAAUGACACCAAGGGGAAGGUCCGCCUGCCCGCCCUGCACAUCGCGGCGCGCAAGGACGACACCAAGGCGGCGGCUCUGCUCCUGCAGAACGACCACAACGCCGACGUGGAGUCAAAGAUGAUGGUGAAUAGAACAACAGAGAGUGGGUUCACUCCCCUGCACAUAGCUGCUCACUAUGGGAAUAUCAAUGUAGCCACGUUGCUGUUGAAUCGGGGUGCUGCCGUGGACUUCACUGCGAGGAAUGAUAUCACACCGUUGCACGUUGCAUCAAAAAGAGGAAAUGCAAAUAUGGUCAAACUCCUACUGGAUCGAGGAGCUAAAAUUGAUGCCAAAACAAGGGAUGGGCUGACCCCCCUCCACUGUGGAGCAAGAAGUGGCCAUGAGCAAGUUGUAGAAAUGCUGCUGGAUCGUGGUGCCCCUAUUCUUUCCAAAACCAAGAAUGGUUUGUCUCCAUUGCACAUGGCAACACAAGGGGAUCAUCUAAACUGUGUUCAGCUCCUGAUCCAGCACAACGUGCCUGUGGACGAUGUCACCAAUGACUACCUGACUGCGCUGCAUGUCGCUGCCCACUGCGGCCACUACAAAGUCGCCAAGGUUCUCUUGGACAAGAAAGCCAAUCCUAAUGCCAAAGCACUGAAUGGUUUCACACCUCUUCACAUUGCCUGCAAGAAGAACAGAAUAAAAGUAAUGGAACUUCUUCUAAAGCACGGUGCAUCAAUUCAAGCUGUAACUGAGUCGGGCCUAACUCCAAUCCAUGUUGCUGCCUUCAUGGGACAUGUAAAUAUUGUAUCACAGCUAAUGCAUCAUGGAGCAUCCCCCAACACUACCAAUGUGAGAGGAGAGACAGCGCUGCACAUGGCAGCCAGGGCUGGCCAGACCGAGGUCGUCAGGUACCUGGUACAGAACGGAGCCCAGGUGGAGGCCAAAGCCAAGGAUGACCAAACCCCGCUGCACAUCUCUGCCCGCCUGGGCAAGGCAGACAUUGUGCAGCAGCUGCUGCAGCAGGGAGCAUCCCCCAACGCAGCCACCACAUCAGGCUACACCCCCCUGCACCUCUCUGCAAGGGAAGGGCACGAAGAUGUGGCUUCUGUUCUUCUGGACCAUGGGGCAUCUCUGUCUAUCAUCACCAAGAAAGGAUUCACUCCACUACAUGUGGCUGCAAAGUACGGGAAAAUCGAGGUAGCCAACCUCCUGCUUCAGAAGAAUGCAUCUCCUGAUGCUUCUGGAAAGAGCGGUUUAACACCACUGCAUGUAGCUGCACACUACGAUAAUCAAAAGGUGGCACUCCUCCUGUUGGACCAGGGAGCUUCACCUCACGCCUCUGCCAAGAACGGUUACACGCCCCUGCACAUCGCUGCCAAGAAGAACCAGAUGGACAUAGCCACCACGCUGCUGGAGUACGGCGCCGACGCCAACGCUGUGACGCGGCAGGGCAUCGCCCCGCUGCACCUCGCCUCGCAGGACGGGCACGUGGACAUGGUGUCCCUGCUGCUCGCCAGGAGCGCCAACGUCAGCCUCAGCAACAAGAGCGGACUGACGCCCCUCCACCUGGCUGCCCAAGAGGACAGGGUCAAUGUAGCGGAGGUUCUGGUUAACCAGGGAGCUGCUGUUGAUGCACAGACAAAGAUGGGAUACACUCCUUUGCACGUUGGCUGCCACUACGGAAACAUAAAAAUCGUCAACUUCCUCCUGCAGCAUUCUGCAAAAGUCAACGCCAAAACGAAGAACGGGUACACGCCGCUGCACCAGGCGGCGCAGCAGGGGCACACGCACAUCAUCAACGUCCUGCUCCAGCACGGCGCCGCGCCCAACGAGCUCACUGUGAAUGGAAACACUGCCCUGGCCAUUGCUAAGCGACUUGGCUACAUUUCAGUUGUUGACACGCUGAAGGUGGUGACAGAGGAGACCAUGACUACAAUUACUGUUACAGAAAAGCACAAAAUGAAUGUACCAGAAACCAUGAAUGAAGUUCUUGAUAUGUCUGAUGAUGAAGUGCGUAAAGCCAAUGCCCCUGAAAUACUCAGUGAUGCUGAAUAUUUGUCAGAUGUUGAAGAAGCAGGUGAGGAUGCAAUGACAGGCGACACAGACAAGUACCUCGGACCCCAGGAUCUGAAAGAGCUGGGAGAUGAUUCCCUGCCUGCUGAAGGAUACAUGGGCUUCAGCCUGGGAGCGCGCUCCGCCAGCCUCCGCUCCUUCAGUUCGGAUAGGUCCUACACGCUCAACAGGAGCUCCUAUGCCCGGGACAGCAUGAUGAUUGAGGAGCUGCUGGUGCCAGCCAAGGACCAGCACCUGACGUUUCAAAGGGAGUUUGAUUCUGAUUCUCUCAGGCACUACAGCUGGGCUGCAGACACCUUGGACAAUGUUAACCUUGUUUCCAGUCCCAUCCACUCUGGUUUCCUGGUGAGUUUCAUGGUGGAUGCCCGCGGGGGCUCCAUGAGGGGCAGCCGGCACCAUGGCAUGCGGAUCAUCAUCCCGCCGCGCAAGUGCACGGCGCCCACGCGCAUCACCUGCCGCCUGGUCAAGAGGCACAAGCUGGCCAGCCCGCCGCCCAUGGUCGAAGGAGAAGGAUUGGCAAGUCGGCUUGUAGAGAUGGGGCCAGCAGGGGCACAGUUCUUAGGCCCUGUGAUAGUGGAAAUCCCACAUUUUGGAUCAAUGCGAGGCAAGGAGCGAGAGCUGAUCGUCCUCCGGAGCGAGAACGGUGAAACGUGGAAGGAGCACCAGUAUGACAGCAAACAUGAAGACUUAACUGAAAUACUUAAUGGCAUGGAUGAAGAGCUGGACAGCGCGGAGGAGCUGGAGAAGAAGCGGAUCUGCAGGAUUGUCACCAAAGACUUCCCGCAGUACUUCGCCGUGGUUUCCCGCAUCAAGCAGGAGAGCAACCAGAUCGGGCCCGAGGGCGGCGUGCUGAGCAGCACCACGGUGCCUCGGGUGCAGGCCGCCUUCCCCGAGGGGGCUCUCACCAAGAGGAUCCGCGUGGGGCUCCAGGCUCAACCAGUUCCAGAAGAGAUUGUCAAAAAAAUCCUUGGAAACAAAGCAACAUUCAGUCCCAUUGUCACUGUGGAGCCAAGAAGAAGGAAAUUCCAUAAGCCAAUAACCAUGACAAUUCCUGUGCCACCUCCAUCAGGAGAAGGAGUGACCAACGGGUACAAAGGAGACACGACUCCCAGCCUUCGACUCCUAUGUAGCAUUACAGGAGGCACGUCGCCCGCGCAGUGGGAGGACAUCACGGGCACCACGCCGCUGACCUUCUCCAACGACUGCGUCUCCUUCACCACCAAUGUUUCUGCCAGAUUUUGGCUCGCAGACUGCCACCAAGUACUAGAGACUGUUGGGCUGGCAACACAGCUUUACAGAGAAUUAAUAUGUGUUCCUUACAUGGCAAAGUUUGUGAUAUUUGCCAAAAUGAAUGACCCCGUGGAAUCCAAUUUGCGCUGCUUCUGCAUGACUGACGACAAAGUGGACAAAACCCUGGAGCAACAAGAGAACUUUGAGGAAGUUGCCAGGAGCAAAGACAUUGAGGUUCUUGAAGGAAAACCUAUUUAUGUUGAUUGCUAUGGAAAUCUGGCCCCUUUGACUAAAGGAGGACAGCAGCUUGUUUUUAAUUUUUAUGCUUUCAAAGAAAAUAGACUGCCAUUCUCUAUCAAGGUAAGAGACACCAGCCAGGAGCCCUGUGGUCGAUUAUCAUUUUUGAAAGAACCAAAGACUACAAAAGGACUGCCACAAACAGCUGUUUGCAACUUGAAUAUCACUCUGCCAGCACACAAAAAGGAAACAGAGUCAGAUCAAGAUGAUGAGACGGAGAAGGCUGACCGGCGCCAGAACUUCGUCUCCCUUGCUUUACGUAAGCGCUACAGCUAUCUGACUGAGCCUGGAAUGAAAACAGUUGAACGGAGUGCAGGAGCAACAAGAUCCCUACCUGCUACUUACUCAUACAAGCCAUUCUUUUCAACACGGCCAUAUCAGUCAUGGACAACAGCUCCAAUUACAGUGCCUGGGCAAACCAAAUCAGGCUUCACUUCCUUAUCAAGCUCUUCCUCUAACACUCCUACAGCUUCCCCAUUAAAAUCAAUAUGGUCUGUUUCUUCUACUUCUCCAAUCAAAUCCACGUUAGGAGCUUCUACCACGUCUUCAGUUAAAUCUGUUAGUGAUGUAGCAUCUCCGAUUAGAUCGUUUCGGACAAUCUCUUCGCCAAUAAAAACUGUGGUCUCGCAGCCUCCCUACAACAUGCAGGUCACUUCAGGCUCUUUCAUCAGAGCUCCCGCAGUCACAGAAGCUGCCAGUCUCAAAGGGCUGGCCUCCACUACCACAUUCCCCUCUCGGACAUCUCCAGUGACUACAGCAGGAUCUCUCUUGGAGAGAUCAUCCAUAACCAUGACGCCUCCAGCAUCCCCCAAAUCCAACAUUAACAUGUACUCUUCGAGCUUGCCGCUUAAAUCGGUCAUCACAUCAGCAUCCUCACUUUUAUCGUCCCCUCUAAAGUCAGUGGUGUCACCUGCUAAGUCAGCAGUUGAUGCUGUUUCAUCCACUAAAGUCAUGAUGGCCUCGUCUCUCUCGUCGCCAGCAAAACAUGUAGCUGGGCACACAGAUGUACCAUUGCUCAAUGGGUCUGUGUCACCUCUGAAAUACCCAUCCUCUGCCAACUUAAUAAAUGGAUCCAAAGCUGCAGGUGUUUUUCAAGACAAGAUCUCUGCAGCUGCACAUUCUGCAACUUGUGCUGCUAACGCAGUUGCUGACACGGCUGAGAGAGUGUUUUCAACAGCUACAACAAUGUCAUUUUCUCCACUCAGGUCAUUUGUGUCUUCAGCACCAUCAGCUUUCCAGUCAAUGAGAACUCCUCCUGCAGGUGCUUUGUACACAGCCCUUGGGUCAAUAUCUGCAACUACCUCAUCAGUAACUUCAUCAACAAUAACAGUGCCAGUAUAUUCUGUAGUCAAUGUUUUGUCUGAACCAGCAUUAAAGAAGCUCCCAGAGUCGUCUUCGCUUACAAAAUCAGCCGCUGCAUUACUGUCACCUAUUAAAACAUUGACUACAGAGGCGCGCACGCAGCCUACCUUUACUCGAACUUCAUCUCCAAUAAAAUCAUCCUUGUUUUUAGCACCCUCUGCUCUCAAACUGUCCACACCAUCUUCCUUAUCCUCCAGUCAGGAGAUACUGAAAGAUGUUGCUGAAAUGAAAGAGGAUCUGAUAAGAAUGACUGCGAUAUUGCAGACAGAUGUCGCAGAGGACAAGCCGUUCCAACCUGACAUACCAAAAGAGGGUAGAAUUGAUGAUGAAGAGCCCUUUAAAAUUGUUGAGAAAGUAAAAGAGGACUUAGUAAAAGUUAGUGAGAUUCUGAAAAAGGAUGUGUGUUUAGAAAGUAAAGGGUCGGCUAAAGUACCCAAAAGUGAUCAAGGACACCUGUCUGAGGAUGACUGGGUAGAGUUCAGUACAGAGGAGAUUGAUGAAGCGAGACAGCAAGCUUUGACAAGCCCUCCUAUAUCUGUUCCAGAGAAGGUCCAAAUUAAAACUAAAACCAUGUCGGAAAAGGAUUAUAGCUUGUCAAAAGUUAUUGAUUACUUAGCGAAUGAUAUCGGUAGCAGUUCAUUAACAAACAUAAAGUACAAGUUUGAAGAGGGGAAAAAAGAAGGUGAAGAGAGACAAAAGCGCAUUUUAAAACCAGCCAUCGCUUUGCAGGAACAUAAACUUAAAAUGCCUCCAGCCUCCAUGAGGCCUUCAACAUCGGAAAAGGAGUUAUGUAAAAUUGCAGACUCCUUUUUUGGAACAGACACUAUUUUGGAGUCUCCAGAUGACUUUUCUCAACAUGAUCAAGAUAAAAGUCCCUUGUCUGACAGUGGCUUUGAAACGAGGAGCGAAAAGACACCUUCUGCCCCACAAAGUGCUGAAAGCACAGGGCCAAAACCACUUUUCCAUGAUGUGCCCAUCCCUCCUGUCAUUACAGAAACAAGAACUGAAGUAGUUCACGUCAUCCGCAGCUACGAACCAUCUUCGGAAGAUAUUCCAGAGCAGAAGGCAGAGGAGCUACCAGCUUCAAAACCUUCCCCUACAUUUAUGGAGCUGGAGCAAAAACCUUCUGGGUCCAUUAAAGAGAAGGUUAAAGCUUUUCAAAUGAAAGCCAGUGGCAGUGAAGAGGACGACCAUAAGUGCGUCCUUGGUAAAGGUGUCCGAGUAAAAGAAGAAACUCAUAUCACUACAACAACUAGGAUGGUUUAUCAUAAACCUCCGUGCACAGAAAGCACCUCUGAAAGAAUUGAGGAAACAAUGUCUGUUCAUGACAUAAUGAAAGCCUUUCAGUCUGGACGUGACCCUUCCAAAGAACUGGCAGGUCUGUUUGAACAUAAAUCAUCAGUAACGCCCGAUGUUAGCAAGUCUGCUGAAACUUCACCACAACAUGCAGAGAAGGACAGCAAAAUGAAACCCAAACUGGAGCGAAUAAUAGAGGUCCAUAUUGAACAAGGUAAUCAGGCUGAACCUACUGAAGUCAUUAUUAGAGAAACAAAAAAGCAUCCAGAAAAAGAAAUGUAUGUAUAUCAGAAAGACUUACCUCGGGGAGAUAUUAACUUAAAAGAGUUGGAAAAACAUGAUGCUUUUCCUUGUUCAGACGAACAAGGUCAGCAAGAAGAAGAGGAGCUCACGGCCGAAGAGUCACUUCCUUCUUAUCUGGAAUCCUCUAGAGUUAACACUCCCGUGUCCCAGGAAGAAGACAGUCGCCCUAGUUCUGCUCAACUCAUGUCUGAUGACUCUUACAAAACACUGAAGCUUUUGAGUCAGCACUCAGUAGAAUACCAUGAUGAUGAGUUGUCAGAACUAAGAGGGGAGUCUUACAGGUUUGCUGAGAAAAUGCUUCUUUCAGAAAAGCUAGAUGUGUCUCAUUCUGAUACUGAGGAGUCAGUUACUGACCAUGCUCUACCCCUUAGUGUAGAGUUACAGGGGACUGAUAAACGAUGCAGAGAAAAAGUAGCUACUGCCCCCAAAAAAGAGAUUAUCUCCAAAAUCUAUAAAGAUGUAUCUGAAAAUGGUGUAGGUAAAAUGUCUAAGGAGGAUCAUUAUGAUAAAGUGACAGUGUUACACUACACUGGAGAUGUUAGUAGUCACAAACAUGCAAUGUGGAUGCGCUUUACUGAGGACAGAUUAGACAGAGGUAGAGAAAAGUUGAUAUAUGAAGACAGGGUGGACAGGACUGUUAAAGAGGCAGAAGAAAAACUGACUGAAGUAUCCCAGUUUUUUCGGGAUAAAACAGAGAAGUUGAAUGAUGAGCUACAGUCUCCAGAGAAAAAGCAGCAUAAAAAAAAUGGCAAGGAAAUACAUUCUAGCCAGAGCUCUGCCAGCAGCAGCCCCGAGAAGGUUCUGCUCUCUGAAUUGCCAUCAUCUGGGGAUGAUUGGAGUAAGGUGAAGCAGUAUGCACACGAUGGGAAGUGCUUUCCCAAGGUGGAUGAAAGGAAAGCAUCCAGUUUGCCCAGCAGUCCUGAAAAAAGGAUAUAUGUGCAACCUGCAGAGGACUCUAAACGAACUAUGGAACACAAAGGAAGCGCUCAGCAGACUGGAGUGCCUGAGACUGGAUUUCAGCUGAAGCAAUCAAAGCUCAGUUCCAUUAGGCUUAAAUUUGAGCAAGGUAUAAGUCCCAGAAGUAAGGACGUAACUCAAGAAGAGAAAAAGCUGGAUGGUCAGUCCAAAAUUCCAGUAAAAAAAUUGCAAGAAAGUAAGUUACCAGUGUAUCAGUCCUAUUCAAGAGAGAAGCACGCAAAGCAAAUAGAGGUCAUUGAUGGGAGCACAGCUUUACAGAAAGAGGUGAAAAUACAGGAAGACCUUGUUCCAGGUAAAGGGAAAGCUGUGGAAGACUCUCGUGCUUCAGACACACAAAGAACUGAGAUGAGGAAAGGCGUGGCAGAAUGCAUUUCAGAACCACGGGCAAAAGACCUGGUGUAUGGCUCAGACUCAACGGCGAAGGGACACUGGGACAAAAAAAUCUAUAGGACGUGGGAAAGUCCUGGAACUUCUAACCAUAAAACGCAGAAGGAAAAGCUUUCACAUGUGCUGGUUCCAGAUACAGUAAAAGAAAACCAUGUUGAUCAUGCUGAAUCUAAAACUGACCAAAAAAGUGAAUUUAUCACUGUGACAGAGCACAAAGUGGCCUCAAAUGGAAUCCAUUCGGAAGAAGUGAAGGAACUGACUGUAAAAUCCCCCUCAAAAAGGGUUUUAUACAGAGAAUUUGUUGUCAGGGAGGGGGAACGUAAUGGUGAAGUGGCUGAUAAAGUAUCCAAAAGGAAAGAAGAAAUUGCUGUGUCCCAUAUCCCAGUCAGAAUUGUUGAGGAGAAGAGAGCCAUGCUUGAUGGUGUCUAUGAACUUUCAGCUAAAGUAUCCCAAUCAGCUGUGAUUCAGGAGAAAGUUGAAAGGCAGAUUGAUUAUGUGGAAGAUGAAAAAGUAAAGCAUUCAGAAAUCAGAAAGGUUACCAAGCAGCAGAGCUCAAUAGGUCUAAGUCCUCCUGCUGAGGAAACAGAGCUAUCCCCUAGCAAAUCACCAGAUUCUUUAGAAUGUAGCCCAGGAAAGGAAUUUCCUUCAAGUGACAUAGCUGACCCCGGUGCCAGUGAUUACUUGAAUAAAGUUGCACCGCUAGUGAGCACUGAGGGAGUAAAAGAAAUUAAGACUUUACCUGUUUAUGUCAGUUUUGUUCAAGUAGGAAAGCAAUAUGAGAAAGAGGUGCAACAAGGUAGUAUUAAAAAAAUUGUCAGUCAGGAAAGUAAGACAGUACAAGAGACGAGGGGGACAUUUUACACAGCUAGGCAGCAGAAACAGCCUCCUUCUCCACAAGGUAGUCCAGAGGAUGACACGCUAGAACAAGUGUCCUUUAUAGACAGCUCUGGUAAAAGCCCUUUAACACCAGAAACACCGAGUUCAGAGGAAGUGAGUUACGAGUUUACAUCUAAAACACCUGACUCACUAAUAGCUUAUAUCCCAGGCAAGCCCAGCCCUAUUCCUGAGGUGUCUGAGGAGUCAGAGGAGGAAGCAGAGGCUAAGACAACAUCUGUGAAACAGGCAGAGGUUGAGGAACCACAGAUUGACAAAACAUUACCUAAUCUCAUAAAUAAGGACUCUAACAAAAGACCCAAAGGUAACAGAGUUGCCUAUAUUGAAUUCCCUCCUCCUCCACCACUGGAUGCAGAUCAAGGUGAAUCAGAAAAGAAGCCUCAUUAUUCCACUGAGAGUGAGAUGGAGAUGACUGAAGUGAACUUGCAAGAUGAACACGACAAGUGCCAGCUGGCUGAACCUGUCAUCAGAGUGCAGCCACCUUCUCCUGUGCCACCGGGAGCAGAUGUCAGUGACUCCAGUGAUGAUGAAUCCCUCUAUCAGCCCGUUCCGCUUAAAAAGUAUACGUUCAAACUGAAAGAGCUGGAAGAUGACCACAAAGAGACCUCAAAACCCAAAGCCCCUGAAAAGAUUGAGAAACAGAAAGAGUUAGGACAUCCCACUUCUGGGAAACCCAAUGAGUUUGACAAUGGGGUUGAUUCACCCCAGAAUGAUGUAGUGCAAAAUGGGAGUAACAAUGACCAGUCUGUCACAGAGUGUUCCAUAGCAACCACUGCAGAAUUCUCCCAUGAUACCGAUGCGACAGAGAUUGACUCUCUGGACGGUUAUGAUUUGCAAGAUGAAGAUGAUGGUUUAACUGAGAGUGAUUCUAAACUUGCAGGUCCGGCAGUUGAAACCAAAAAGGACGUAUGGACUACAGAAGGCAUUCUAAAGCAGACUGAUCGCUGCUUUAGCCAGAGUAAGCUUGAAGUCAUUGAGGAGGAAGGCAAGGUAGGCCCUGAAGAAGACAAGACACCUUCCAAAGGUCCAUCUUCUGACAAAGCUGGAGAUAAGAGCGAUAAGAAGUCAGGGGCACAGUUUUUCUCUUUGGAAGGCAGACACCCUGACAGGACUGUAUUUCCUGACUCGUAUUUCAGUUACAAAGUAGACGAAGAAUUCGCGACACCCUUCAAAACUGUGGCCACCAAGAGUCUAGAUUUUGACCCGUGGUCGAAUAACCGAGGUGACGAUGAAGUGUUUGAGACUAAAUCGAGGGAGGAUGAGGCUAAGCCAUUUGGUCUGGCAGUGGAAGACAGAUCUCAAGCAACAACACCUGACACCACACCAGCCAGAACUCCAACAGAUGAGAGUACGCCAACUAGCGAGCCCAACCCCUUCCCAUUUCAUGAGGGGAAGAUGUUUGAGAUGACUCGCAGUGGUGCAAUUGACAUGAGCAAGAGGGAUUUUGUUGAAGAAAGACUCCAAUUUUUUCAGAUUGGUGAGCAUACUUCUGAAGGGAAGUCAGGGGACAAGGGGGAAGGGGAUAAAAGUACAGUCACUGCCAUCACACAGCCACAGGCAGGGGACAGCACUGUAGAAACAACCCUAGAGAGACCAGUAGAAACAACAGCAGUUGAAAAUAAGCCCGGCAUCCAGGCCAGUGGAGAUUGCAUGGAACAAACACUUGGUAGUAACUCCCUGGAGAAAUCAUCGGCAGCAGUAAACGCUUCCAAAGUUGAUCCCAAAUUGCGCACACCAAUUAAAAUGGGAAUUUCUGCUUCCACCAUGACUCUGAAGAAAGAUGGCCCUGGAGAAGUGACAGAUAAGAUAGAAGCUGUGAUGCCAAGUGGUGAGGGAUUAGAAAAUGAAACUGUAGAAGUGAUUGCGAGUUCAGCUUCUAGCCAGACGAGCUGUAGGCAAACAGAAAACACUGAUUUUCCAAAAGAUAAUUUUAAUAACAACAACAAUUUGGAUUCAUCUGCUGUCCCUACAGAUGAUAUUCCCUGUAAUGUAGUGCUAAAAGAACAUUUGGAACCGAAAUGUUCCCUCCAGAAAGCUAAUCAAGCGAAAAGCACUUCAGGAAAAGGUACAGGGACAACACAAGGACACAGAGUAAGAGAUAAGCAAAAGCCACACGGAGAGCAGCAAAAGUCAACAGAGUUGGUAGGAGCUAGAGGAAAAUCAAAGCUUCCUGUAAAGGCCAGCUCAGUAAAACAAGUCUUUUCCCAAAAUAAUCUCCAAAGCAAUACAGGGAGUAAAGCGAAAGAGGCUAGUAAGCCCGACAAAGCAAAACAAAAUAAUUCUUCUCCCUGUCUAGAAGCAAGGUCUAGGAUUCCUGUAAAAAACACACAUAGGAGUAAUGUAGCUAGAAGAACUCCAGCCCUGCCAAAACAAGAGCAGGUAGAGAAAGAAAAACCAAAACAACUUCCUUCUAAAUUACCAGUAAAGGUAAGAUCUACCUCCGUCACCAUGACAACAGUUAAAGUAAAGAAAAAUCAGCUUAGGGAGGUAUGUAAACAUUCUAUUGAAUAUUUUAAGGGAAUUAGUGGUGAGACAUUAAAGCUUGUGGAUCGUCUUUCUGAUGAAGAGAAAAAGAUGCAGUCAGAGGUCUCUGAUGAUGAAGAAGACAGUACAUCAAGGAACACAUCCUUAUCAGAAGCUACUCAAGUUUACCUGCCUUCCAUUACACCGAAGUCUGCUAGAGACAUGAGAACAGAGGCAGCAUCUAUAAAAUCAAAGAGUGAAAAGGCCGACAGUGAGAGGAGGAGGAGUAAGAGGACUGGUCCACAGAGUCCAUGUGAACGGACAGAUAUAAGGAUGGCAAUUGUAGCUGAUCACCUAGGACUUAGCUGGACAGAACUGGCAAGAGAACUGAAUUUUUCUGUGGAUGAAAUAAAUCAAAUCCGAGUAGAAAACCCGAAUUCUCUUAUUGCUCAAAGCUUCAUGUUAUUAAAAAAAUGGGUUACCAGAGAUGGGAAAAAUGCUACAACUGAUGCCUUAACUUCUGUAUUGACAAAAAUUAAUCGAAUAGAUAUCGUGACCCUGUUGGAAGGACCAAUAUUUGAUUAUGGGAAUAUUUCAGGCACCAGAAGUUUUGCAGAUGAAAAUAACGUAUUUCAUGAUCCCAUUGAUGGUUAUCCCUCCAUCCAAGUGGAACUGGAAACUCCCACUGGGUUGCGCUUCGUGCCGCCCACCCCUUUGCACCAGGACGAUUUCCUUAGCGACACCUCUAGCCUAGAGUCACCCCUUAGAACUCCCAGUAGGCUGAGUGACGUGGUAGUGACCUCCCAGGGACACGUAGAUGGUACAGCAGCAGCCCCGCCAGUGGUGACUGAAGAGGACACGUCACUGGAUGACAGCAGAGUUGAUUUCUCAGUGCCUAGAGAAGGAACACCUAAAGAUAUUUCCCUAGGCGAGAGCCAGUUGGAGGAAGUGGACCUUAAAGAUUUUCCGCGGUAUCUCGGUAGUUAUGGGAUAUCCAAAGAUGCUAAACAAAGGCAGAGUGAAGAGACUAGUAAAAGAGGAGUGAGGACUGAACAGCCCGAGAGAGAAAAGUCUGGUACUGAUGAGGAGAUGACGGCAGAAAAGUUUAAGUCUCUGUUUGAGGACAUUCAUCUGGAAGAAGGAGCUGAGUCUGAGGAGAUGACGGAAGAAAGAGUAUGGUCAAUUCUUAAAGGUGUUCAACAAGCAGAACGCGAAAUGUCUUCAAUUACAGGUUGGCAGCCUGACUCCUCCAGCGUCUCCGAGGCGCCGACGUCGGGGCGCAGGAUAGGCGGCAGCCUGCUGGAUCGCCUGGACGAGAGUUCGGACCAAUGUCGGGAUUCUGUUACCUCAUACGUCAAAGGAGAAGCAGGGAAGCCAGAAACAAAUGGAAGCCUAUCCGAGUCCACAUCAGAGGCAAAAACUAAAUCCUACAUCCAGGAAGCUUUAAAUGAUGUGGGAAAACACAGUGACAAAGAAACCCUGAAAACAAAGUCCCAGAUCUCAACUGGUACUGAUGAGCAGACAUUAUCAUCAGCAGCAUAUCAGAAAUCUUUGGAAGAGACCAGCAAGCCAACAACAGAAGGCAGCAAAACAUCUGUGCCUGUCAGUGUGAAGAAGAUGGGCUGGAGUACUUCUGAGGAUGGCAAGCCAAGAACAAGCAUCCAAGAGGAGGAGGGAGCAGUAAUGUCUGAACAGAAGGGUGAGGAAGCAAAAAACAUUCCUGGUGAAUCUGUAACAGAGGAACAGUUUACCGAUGAAGAAGGCAACGUCAUCACGAGAAAAAUCACCCGGAAGGUGGUGAGACGUGUUGUUAUCCCCCAUGAGAGGAAAGUUGGUGAAAUGCAGGGGGAAGCUUAUAAGGUUAAGACAAAGAAAGAAGUCAGACACGUGGAGAAGAAGAGUUACUCAUGAAAGCUGAAAGCCAACCACUGAACGUGUGCUUUUACUGCCAGUAUUCUAGAGGGACACUCACGGAAGAAAAAUCAACAGGAAUUAAAACAUUCACCUAUAAAAGUGUGCGUGUGUUUGCUGCUUCCCCACAUUAACCGCAUGGUUUUUAUGCAAAAAGAAAAAAAAACAUACAAAAAAAAUCCCAAACAAAAAAAUUAAUUUAGCAUGAGCCAAUUUACAGAGCAUGGAAAUUCACGUUCAUUCACAGGAUUGGAGGGUGCUCAGUUACCAAUGCAGUGUAUAUACAAGAUGCCAUGCUGUUAACAGCUUCUCUCAAGCAGUUUGAUGUCAUCUCAAAAGAAAUAAAUUCCUGUGGCCAGAGAGGAUGUGCGAAGACGAAAUGGUUAAACCAUGGAAAGACACUAAAAAUACUAAAAUCCACAACAGCUCGCCUUAUUUUUCUUGGACCCAAACUGUCAGGGUAUAAAACACUAUUUGUUUCUUUUUUAAACAUCAAUAGUUUUGCUGUAAAUAAAUAACACUGUAUAAAUUCUAACAAAAUAGAAUAAGUGUUGAUAAGGCACUGCCUUUUCGAUCACAAACAGAAUAUUGCAAAUGCAUUGAGCAGGCUAGGUGUCUCAAAUGGCUGCACCUACAGGGAUAUUCUGGGUGUAUCUUCACAGAUUCUUGUAUAUUAGCAAUUAUAAUGUUUGUAUAUGCAAAAUCGCUAGCUUGAUUUUAAAAAAAUCUUUAAAAUCUGCUGCAAAUUUAAAUGAUUCCCAAAAUGAGGAAUUCUGUAGUUCUGUGAAAAUUUUUCUUCAGAGUACUAAUAUUUUGAUGCAUGUGUUUCACCUUAUUUUGAUUAAAUCUUUUCCAGUUUUGCAAACACUAUUCCGCAACAUGAAAAAUAAGAUUUUAUCUGUAAACACAAAGCCCUUCAUCUAAUAUUUGUUGCUGUUGCCAAUUUUUCAAUGAAAUGACCUAAGACCCAUAACAUAUACAGUAGUUGCAUUAUGGGGAGGGGGGUGCUAUCUGUUCUUGCUUUAUAAUGGGGGUAAUGCUUGCAGCUUUAGAAGUGGGUUGGUGCUCUAAGGAGCACAAGUUUGGGAUAUUUUUAAAUGAACUGAAGAGAAAUUAUUAGCUAAUAGACUGGCAGCACGCUGUAAAAUUAUUACUGUAUUGUGUACUGGCUAUAAGAUGUAGAAUCUUUCAGUAAGCCAAUCAUCUGUAAUCAUCCUAGCAGUGUAAUAUUAGGUUGUUAAGGCUGCUGUGUUUUAAAGGGCAUUUUUAUUUGGUUUUUGGUGAAAUACUUUAAUUUGUUGAUUAUAUUCAUAUGGAAACAGCAUUCAUUGAUAAUAGCUCUAAUUACAUAUGUAUGAAAACAACAAACACUGGAUGAUCUAGUUGAUUAUUUAAGCAUAAAAUAAAUUGUGUUAAAACUCU
This is a messenger RNA of Zonotrichia leucophrys gambelii, 15907 nucleotides long. It is a transcript of the gene ANK3, whose product is annotated as ankyrin 3. NCBI's taxonomy places the organism in Eukaryota, Metazoa, Chordata, Aves, Passeriformes, Passerellidae. Gene Ontology annotation, molecular function: protein binding. Gene Ontology annotation, biological process: signal transduction. Bases 779 to 14485 code for a protein of 4568 amino acids. The transcript is spliced from 47 exons. The record is from RefSeq and is a predicted model, not a curated record.